Acyrthosiphon pisum (pea aphid) is the source of this 1654-nucleotide messenger RNA. RefSeq names its product beta-1,4-galactosyltransferase 7 (gene beta4GalT7). The transcript is spliced from 5 exons. The record is from RefSeq and is a predicted model, not a curated record. Gene Ontology annotation, biological process: carbohydrate metabolic process; proteoglycan biosynthetic process. Gene Ontology annotation, molecular function: xylosylprotein 4-beta-galactosyltransferase activity. The coding region runs from base 354 to 1262 and encodes 302 amino acids. NCBI's taxonomy places the organism in Eukaryota, Metazoa, Arthropoda, Insecta, Hemiptera, Aphididae. Gene Ontology annotation, cellular component: Golgi apparatus.
UUUAUUUUUGAAUGUUAUGGAGUUUUACGUUCCGACUCACGGAUAAACUCGAUCUAAAUGAUUUUAUUUCCCUAAUUGUAUUAGGAAAAUAAAACAAUUUUAAUUUACAAUGAUUAAAUUACAACUAAUUUCUGAAUGUUUCGAUCGGGUUAAAUGUAUUUUCAGUAAAAUUGAAAUUGGAAUAGUUUAAAUUAAAGUGGUAAUUGAAAUCAAAUAAUUAAAAAAUCUUCCAAACUCGUAAAGACUUUCUCAUUUGUCGUGUAUCAAUUCCAAUGUUCCUAUUCUUCUAACUGAAUUAUGAAUGUUGUAACAAAAUCUUUAGAAAUUCAAUAAUCAAUAAAUAUUUUAUAAUCAUGAUGUUUAAAGCAAAAAUUUUAUUAAUUGGAAUCAUACUCACUUUGGUAAUCACUCUAUUAUUGUCGCUGUUGUAUGUGCGAGAACUUGAGAAUGGCGGAAAUAUACGAUUACGAGAACAGGCUUCUACCAUGUUUAAGGGUAAUAAACUAGGCAUCGUAAUACCAUUUAGAGAAAGGUUUGACGAGCUCCUAGAAUUUGUGCCACAUAUUCAUUCAUUUCUGAAAAACCAAGAUGUACUCCACGAAAUAUUUGUUAUCAACCAAGUUGAUCAGUACCGUUUUAACAGAGGUUCAUUGAUCAAUGCUGGAUUUAAAGAAAUAAUGUCCUCAUACAGCAUGAUCGAUUAUAUAGCUAUGCAUGAUGUUGAUUUAUUUCCUCUUAACCCUGCACUUGAUUAUCAUUAUCCUCCGACUGGCCAUGUUAACCACAUAGCUGCACCUCAUUUACAUCCACGUUACCAUUAUGCUUCAUUUGUAGGUGGCAUUCUACUUAUUACCAAAGAAGACUUUAUACAAAUUGAUGGCUUAAGCAACAAUUAUUGGGGUUGGGGACUUGAAGAUGAUGAGUUCUAUUUACGUCUUAAGGAAGCCAAGAUAGGUAUUCAUAGACCAGGAAAUUUAACAACAGGCACAUCAAAUACAUUCAGACACAACCAUGAUCGAACUGUUAGAAAACGUGAUAUGACAAAAUGCUAUAACCAACGCGAAGUAACAAGAAAACGUGAUAGACACACUGGAUUACAUAAUGUAAACUAUUUUGUAAAAAAGAAACAUGAAUUGCUCAUAGAUGGUGUUCCUACUCUAGUGUUGGAUAUAGAAUUAAAAUGUAAUAAGACUUUAACCCCGUGGUGCUUAUGUUCAGAGUAUGGUGUAAAAAAUACAAAAAAUUUAAAAAAAGGCAAGUAGAAUAAUUUAAGAUACUACAAAUUAGGUUGAGUUUAAGAUUAAAUUUUAUAGCAGUGAAUUUUAUCAUAAUGUUUAUAUUGCUCAGAUAGUACAAAUUUAUAUUUUAUAACUAUAAAUACAAAAUUUCUCAAAAACUCAUUAAAUCUUACAUUUAUUAAUUUGGUAAACAAUAUUGAAUCUGAGGUAGUUAAACUUGCAUAUUAUGUAGUAUAAUAUAUAAAAACUACUAUAUUAUGUAAGAACAAAUGUAAAUAAAGAAAUUCGUUAUGAAAUGGCUUACUAUAAUAAUUAUUAUUGGUUUGACAAAAUUAAAUAUUUUUAGCUUCCUUUUAACUCAGGGAUGGAAAAUGUUAUUAAACAGAAAAAAUCAAAAACCGAAAACGAAAAAAAAA